Talaromyces marneffei is the source of this 480-nucleotide messenger RNA. RefSeq lists its product as uncharacterized. Lineage: Eukaryota; Fungi; Ascomycota; Eurotiomycetes; Eurotiales; Trichocomaceae. The transcript has a single exon. The record is from RefSeq and is a predicted model, not a curated record. The coding region runs from base 1 to 480 and encodes 159 amino acids.
AUGCGUCUCUUGUUCACUAUCCUCACUACUAUUAGUAGCCUUUCUUCCUUGGCCGCUGCUGUCAGCCGUUUAAGUGUCUAUAAUAACUGCACCCAAAAUAUCUACCUCUGGAAUGGAGGCCUUGUUGAGGCCGAAAAUAUCGUCCUUCGGCCACUCGACUACCACGUUGAAGACAUGCGCCCCUCUCCUGGUGGUGUAAGCCUCACGAUCACCAUCUCCCGAGGUGGUCUCAUGGACGGCUCGUCUCGAACCAUCUUUCUCUACGAUAUCCUCCCCCGCGGGAUCUUUUACGGUAUGGCUAAUUUCUUUGGAGACCCCUUGCAAGGUCACCCAAUCACGGUCCUCCCUGUAAACCCUUCGGGUCUUGGUUGCGAAAUAAUUCAAUGGUCUCAAGGUUUGCCACCAGGUGGCGAGACGAGGCCCACACUAUGCGGACUGAACACCAAUGGUUUUCAUAUAAGUCUCUGCGGUUCCCUCUAA